GAAGAUCAGCGAACAGAUUGAUUCUCACAUCUCGCUGAUGCUGCAACACGAGAAGACAGUUUUGACUGACAACUGUGAGAGAAUUUGUUUGGGAUUACAACACCAAACACAUAAUGAUGAGAUACUUGGUAAACAGGAUGGAAAACUGAGAGAAGUGAAAACAUCCAUCUUCCUGUUCUGUCUAUUGCACACUUAAGUCAUGAGAUCACAGCGCGCACACACACAUAUCGUGUCAACAUUAUGUUUUCAUCAGAACGGAUUUGUCAGUGUUCUCCUCUAUCACGCUAAUUAAUCUCGACAGCCGUCAUCAUGGAGAAGAAGGAAAACUGCCCCCCAGGGUUAUCGUUACACCAGCCAGACGAUAUCAUUUGGCGGAUAGGGGGUCAGUCAGCCUCUCUCCCCUGUAACAUCGCAUAUGAUACCAAUAGGAACAUUGAUUUCCUCUGGUUCGUCUUCAAGCAGGACGCUCACCACUCGGUCGAUCUGAUAACCCAGCAACACAAAUACAGCCUGGAGAGAAACAGCCUAAAUAUCAACUCACUCCAGGCCAAUGACAGCGGGGUGUACCACUGUGCUGCCUUGUUUAGAGACGUGGUAUGCAGCGGGGCACAGGAGAUAGGGCAGGGCACCACGCUGGUGGUGAGAGAGAGGGGCGUGCAGAUGACCUGGCAUGUUUUGCUGUGGCUGCUGUUUGUCCUGUUAGUCUUGUACAGUCUGGCAAUACUGAUUCUGAUCAUUCGUAAGAAGACUGGGAAAGACAUUGCCGUUUGCAGAGGCACACAGAAGAGUGACAUCCAGAAGAAUAAAGUUCGAGUACAGUUUGGUGCUGUUGUGCAAGAGCUGUACGGUAAGAGGAACUUACGAAGUAACAAGAAAAACCCCAACCACAGUGGCCCUGCUCAAAACAAGGUUGAAAGCCCCCACUCCAACCAUCCAGAGGACAUUUACCAAAACCAGUGACUCAACAAAAAGAAGAACCACUAAUGACAGCUACUUCCCUACACAGACUGAUCUUCAGGCGGGAGACUAUAAACGAAGGACACUGCUGACCUGCAAAACGACUAACCAAAAUCUAAAACUGACCCUUAGCUUAACCAAAGAGAGUAACCAGACAAAAACAAUCUCGAUUUAUUGAUAAACUUCAAAUUAAUCAGAAAGAAAAACAGAAGUCCCUCUACUGAAUCUGAAGUUCACCUAUUUGAAUAUCCACAUUUUUUUUGUCCAUG
Messenger RNA from Oncorhynchus mykiss (rainbow trout), 1226 nucleotides. Its product is annotated as immunoglobulin superfamily member 6. Lineage: Eukaryota; Metazoa; Chordata; Actinopteri; Salmoniformes; Salmonidae. The record is from RefSeq and is a predicted model, not a curated record.